Molecule: messenger RNA, 990 nt
Organism: Chaetomium globosum CBS 148.51
Lineage: Eukaryota; Fungi; Ascomycota; Sordariomycetes; Sordariales; Chaetomiaceae
Exons: 3
Coding region: 1-990 (329 amino acids)
Source: RefSeq, a predicted model, not a curated record
AUGGAGUCUGUCCUUAAUGAUACCGAAAAGCGCUUCAUUCUCGCCGAGAUGAUCAAGCUCAGCGAUGUCGAUGUCGGGGUUCUCAUUCACUUGGUCAAAUCGCACGAUAUUCAACCAAAGUGGAUGUUUAUGCAGCUCCCUGGAGGGCGCAACAUGAGUCAAUGUCUCCAUGCCGCAGAGGCCAUGUUCAACACGCCGAUGCCGCCGCCCUUGAUAUCACCGCUAAAGCGGCCGUCACUGGGCGAACUUUCCGACUACGGUCCCAACAAAAGACAGGCUCUUGCGUCCCCGGGCGAGGUGUCGCCGCGCGGGUUUCCGCCGGGACCCAACAGCCAGCCUGCUCCAGGGACGCAGCCAGUGAACAUCCAACCACGUCCUAACGGCUUUCCGCCGGGCCUUCCAGCCCCUACUCCGUCUGUGUCGGCGACUCCGUACAACCCAGCCCCGAAAGCCCGCAAACGCGGACGUCCUCCGAAGUCAACACAGAGCACGUGGCAGGUGUCAACUUACCAGAACAUCACGCCCGCUCCGCACCCGUCUUCUCCCGCGUUCGCUCCUCAACCACACAGCCCGCACUUGCCGCCUCCCGCAGCGCAGCAGUCUCCAAUUCAAGGACAGCCCGAUCCAAAGCGAGCCAAGAAAGGGCUGCCCGAGAUUGCGCCUCGGCCACCGCAGGGCCCGCCAACGGCAGAGCCGGCUGCGAUGCUGCCAGGGGUGCCGGGCGCAGCAAUGGAGUAUCAGAAAUGGCGGGAGGAGACCUCCCGCCGCGACUACUACCAACUUCACGCCUCCGAGCCUUCGCCGCGAGAACGCCCCACGCCAUUUGCCCCCAUCUUGCCUCGACCGCGGAGCCCGCUACCGCCCCCGAGAGAGUUGGCACGCGGCGCAUCGACGGAACCGCGACAUUUCGCGGCGACCCCUCCGCCGAGCGCCCCAGAGCCAGUGAGGAACGACAGCCAAACAACGACGACGGGGCCCAUACAAACAUGA